CAUCUUCAGUCAUUUCAGAGACUCACUUCAUCUCUUCCGAUACUUCACGACUGAUUCCAUCUCUAUGGUUUCUUCCUGAUGUAUAGUUUUUCUUGCAGCCUCUCAGCAAGAGCACUGUAACCUGUGUGCCAGUCGAUCGUGGAUUGUACGGACACCGGAUUGGUUCCUGCCCCCGCUCUUUGGCGGCGACGACUGAAAGGAUAGAGCACAAAUUAUCACGUGUGGUAUACUUCAAUCAAACUGCAGGGCAUGAGCUUUGGGAAAACCCCUAUUUAGAGUGAUUCAUUUGUUGAAGCAGUUUGAGGCAAGAUGUCUGUUACGACUCAACUGGAGCCGACUCUUGCGUUUCUAGACACCCGAGCACCGCCCAGUACACGAAACUUCCGUCCAGAUGCAUCAAUAGUUCUCAUAGGAUGUCGAGGAUCCGGGAAAAGAAGCAUUGGAUUCAUUGGAGCAACUCAUUUGGGCCGGAGAUUGAUCACGGAAGACCAUUACUUCUUUGAAGCCACUGGAAUAUCAAGGGGUGCAUUCUUUCAGCAGUAUGGGAGUCAAGAGUUCCAGAAGAAAAGCUUCGAGCUCUUGAAACGUAUGCUUGAAGGAAAUAGGAUAGGAUGUGUCAUUGAAUGCGGGAUGGGCAGUUUAUCUGUCCCAGCUCAAAAAGUUUUGCUCGAGUUCUGCAAUACCAAUCCUGUGAUAUAUGUCACACGCGAGAGUGAGCAGAUUAGGUCACUACUCAGGUUGGGAGAGGAAGAAGCAGCUCGUCUAGAGACGGCUGAUCUUGCUCAUCGCAAUUGCUCAAAUUUGGAGUAUUUCAAUUUGUUCGAUACAAGCUGCGAUGGAACUGAGACUCCUCCCGAGAACGGAAUUGGAAACGUCUCCUCGAGGUUAAAAUAUGCCAAAGAGGACUUCUCAAGCUUUCUGGAUUUCCUGACUGGCCAAGGAGUUAUUCGAAGUGGUUUCGAAAGUCCCUUCUCAAUCAACGCCCUACCACCAGAAAUGAGGUCGUAUACUUAUGCCUUGUCGCUGCGCCUUUCGACCAUUCCAGCUCUAGAUCUCAUGGAGCUAGAAGCCGGUGCUGACGCUGUCCAGUUGAAGAUCGAUACAUGGUCACCUGAUAUGCAAAGAGUCAUAGGGAAGCAAGUUGCAACGAUUCGGAGAAACCUUGGUGUCCCGAUAAUGUUCCAAGUCGAAGAUUAUGCUUUCGACAAUACACAUCUAUCGAUUGAAGAAAAAGAGCAUGCUUACUUCGGACUAAUGGAGCACGGUCUACGUCUUGCUGUCGAGUAUAUCUUGGUCGAUCUGAAAUACUCGUCAGAUCUGAUUUCGAGAUUGGUCCGCUCAUCGGGACGGACGAGAGUCAUUGGUCAUCAUCUGCACAGAGAGGAGAAUUCCUGGGGUUGGGACGACGAAUCUCGGAUGAUUCAAUAUCGAAGAGCCAAGUCCCUCGGCUGUGACAUGGUACGGUUCGUUCGAGCGACAUCGAAACCUCAAGACAAUGAUACCGUUCGAGAAUUCCUCAAUAGGAUCGAGUCAAUGCCAGACCAUCUACCGGUCAUUGCCUACAAUGUAGGUGAACAUGGACGGCCGUCACUGAUAGCCAAUCGAAUAUUCACGCCAGUCACCCAUCCCGUCAUGCAGACAACGGUCAGCAAGAGCCAGAUCCGACAAUUCCUUCCGACAGCAGCAGAGGCUAGACAAGCUCGGUAUGAGAUACAUGCUCUCGACCCUCUACACUUCUAUCAUCUCGGUGCCAGCGUCUUCUACAGUUUGUCUCCCGCAAUGCACACUGCUGCAUAUCAAGUGUGUGGAAUGAAAAACGACUUCCAGUCACUUAAGGUCGAAUCGCUAGAAGAGAUCCAGCAACUGUGCCAGGAUCCCAAUUUCGGAGGUGCAGCCAUUACACAACCAUUCAAAGUUCAAAUCUUGUCGCGCAUUUCAGCCAAGAGUUAUCAUGCAAAGGCUAUCGGAGCAGCCAACACCCUCUUGCCGCUGAGAACAUUAUCAAACGGAAAAUCUUGGGACCAGAAUACUCAAACUCUACUUCGUCACGCCAAUCAGAGAGGGAAAGCAGGCCCAAUAUUUGCAUACUAUGGUGACAAUACCGAUUUCAUCGGCAUCCAAACUUGUCUUAGAAGGAACUUGUCACCCAGAAAUGCGAUUCAGCAUUCCAAAACUACUGGCCUCGUUAUAGGAGCUGGGGGUAUGGCACGAGCAGCAAUUUAUGCCAUGAUACAAAUGGGAUGCAGGAAAGUCUUUAUAUACAAUCGCACAGUUGAGAACGCAGAAAAUGUUGCUCGGCACUUCAAUUCCUGGGCUGCAGGACUCAGUAUUGAUGGAGAAAUAGUGACGGUCUUGAAGUCCAGAGAUGUCGCUUGGCCAUCAGGAUAUAGACAGCCGACCAUGAUAGCAUCUUGUGUUCCAGCCAGAAGCGUUGGGAACCAAGCACCGGCUAAUUUCGAGAUGCCGAUGCAGUGGCUCGGAAGUCCGACGGGUGGCGUUGUUGUGGAGCUGGCAUACUUACCACUUGAUACUCCAUUGCUGAAACAGAUUCGCCGUGUCCGCGAAGAAACGAAACAGGCUUGGGUAAUUGUGAAUGGCCUGGAAGUCUUACCCGAACAAGCGAUAGCGCAGUUUGAGCUCAUGACUGGGAGGAAAGCUCCAAAGAGAAGGAUGAGAUUCGAAGUGCUUCAAAAUCAUUACAGAUACGAAGAGUAGAUAAAAAGUGGAAGAAAUGUGAACGGUAUCGGAAAACUCUGAAUUUGUGGGACGUGAUCCGUCGUACAACUUCUAUGCCUGUUCUCAAGGUUGACAGGCAUUUCGUGAGCAUCUGCA
Messenger RNA from Mollisia scopiformis, 2832 nucleotides. RefSeq lists its product as uncharacterized. Gene Ontology annotation, biological process: chorismate biosynthetic process. Bases 310 to 2715 code for a protein of 801 amino acids. NCBI's taxonomy places the organism in Eukaryota, Fungi, Ascomycota, Leotiomycetes, Helotiales, Mollisiaceae. The transcript has 4 exons. The record is from RefSeq and is a predicted model, not a curated record. Gene Ontology annotation, molecular function: shikimate 3-dehydrogenase (NADP+) activity; 3-phosphoshikimate 1-carboxyvinyltransferase activity; 3-dehydroquinate dehydratase activity.